Messenger RNA from Penicillium verhagenii, 2601 nucleotides. RefSeq lists its product as uncharacterized. Bases 1 to 2601 code for a protein of 866 amino acids. Lineage: Eukaryota; Fungi; Ascomycota; Eurotiomycetes; Eurotiales; Aspergillaceae. The transcript is spliced from 3 exons. Gene Ontology annotation, molecular function: hydrolase activity; glutamine synthetase activity. The record is from RefSeq and is a predicted model, not a curated record.
AUGGAUUCCCUCGAUUCUCUCCGCCACCUCAUUCAAAACCACCCAUUGAUUGACAACCAUGCCCAUAAUGUAUUGAGUCGCGACGUGGCCGCCGACUACGAUAGCUACCCGUUAGAAUCCAUCACCUCCGAGGCUCACGGUCGCGCUUUGGAAAAUGCUCGGUUCACUCUGCCUUUGCUGCGGGCUACCAACCAGCUUGCCGAGCUCUACGGGAGCCCCUGUGCGGAAUGGUCAGAUGUACUAGCUGCCCACAGUCGAUGGGUAGAGCAGGAUUAUGAAGGUCUGAUCAAACGAAGCUUGGAGGGCACGCAUGCCCUCCUCCUCGAUGACCUCUUAUCAGACGACGAUGUCGAAUCAUACGACUGGCAUGACUCAUUUACGGUAUCGGCGACAAAACGCAUUGUUCGAAUCGAGGCCGUAGCAGCCUCGCUCCUGGUGGAUCUGAUGAGUACGGAGCGCAAAGAAGGCCAAACCGUGUGGAGUCUCUUCCGGCAACAAUUCCUGGACAAGCUGGAGCACGCGAUGGAUGAUCCCGCCGUUGUGGGGUUCAAAUCGGUUGUUUGUUACCGCACGGGACUGGAUGUUGACCCCCACACGCCAGAUGAGGAUCUGCUGACAGCCUCGCUCCACCGUACCUUGGACCUGGGCACUAGAAAAUCGGGGUACCGGAUUGAGGAAAAGCCUCUAAAUGAUUGGCUGGUCCAGCAGACCCUGAAAUUGAUUACCUGGAGGAAGAGAGCUGGCAUUGUGAAGCCCCUACAGUUCCAUACUGGCUUGGGUGAUAAUGAUAUUAAUCUCCUACGAGCCAACCCGGCUUAUCUUCAGCCCUUGAUUGUCCAAUACCCUGAUGCUGAUAUCGUGUUGUUGCACUCGGCAUAUCCGUAUACUCGCGAGGCCGCGUACCUCACUACCGUGUAUCCUAACAUAUACUUGGAUCUUGGGGAGGUCUUCCCAAUGGUCAGUCGACAGGCCCAAGAAAACAUUAUACGGGAAAGUCUGGAAAUCACACCCACAAACCGUCUUCUUUGGAGUACAGAUGGUCAUUUCCAUCCCGAGACCUUUUGGCUCGCCAACAAGCAGUUCCGACAGGCGCUAGAGAAAGUGUUUGUUGAUUACGUGCAACAUGGUGAUUAUACAGUUGCACAAGCCAAGGCCGCGGCGGCCGACAUUUUGUUCUAUAACUCGAACCGCCUUUAUAGAUUGAACUUGACGCCACAGUAUCAGUCCGAAGCCACCACUCUACCAUUGGUUAUUCCUAGUCAGAUAUCUGCAGUUGCUGCCGACCCAUUAAAUGCCUUCUUGAAAGCCAACCCUCGGGUCGAGUACGUCUGGAUGCAAUGGGUGGAUUACACAUCAACAGUCAGACUGCGCAUGUUCUCACUUGCAGAGUUCAUUUCGGUUUCUCGGCAACAAAGGAGAGUCGGAAUCGCGUUAGCUUCGUUGCACAUGCUUCAGAAUGACAAGAUUCUACCCGAAGGGUCAACAACAGGCCAAUUCUACCUGCAGCCUGAUUAUUCUAGCCUUUACCUCAAUGGAGGCAUGGUAGCACCGGCUGCUCCCAGCGCCACUAUCAUGACCUUCUGGCAAUCAGAAGAUGGCGGACCAUUGGAAGGGUGCCCCAGAGGGACAUUGCAAAAUAUUGUCGAAAAGCUCCACAAAGAACAUCAGAUCGACGUUUUGUGUGGUUUUGAGGUCGAGGUCGUUUUCCUCAAGCCGUGCGAAGAAACGGUAGCUGGGCAGAAGACGAGCUACAACCCUGCAACAACCAUUCACUCAUGGUCGCAAAUGACUGUGGAAACAAGACGGGUAGUUCCUAUACUUGAAGAGAUUAACAAGACAUUGGUGACCAUGGGGAUUCAUCUACAGCAAUUCCACGCCGAGUCUUCCCCUGGUCAGUUCGAAUUUAUUCUCCCACCAUUUUCACCUCUAGCCGCCGUGGAUGCCCUCAUUGCCACUCGACAAGUCAUCUCUAGUGUUGCCGAUCGACACGGUCUACGUGCAACCCUCCACCCACGUCCUUUCUCUGACGGGGCCGGCACCGCCUCUCACACGCAUAUCUCCAUAACCCCGCCAACCAAAGAAGACUCCUUCUUAGCCGGAAUCCUUGAUAAUUUCCGUUCUAUCGUGGCAUUCACUCUGUCGCAAGAUGCAAGCUACGAGCGCGUCCGCUCAGGCAUCUGGUCCGGAGGCGAAUGGGUGGCAUGGGGCGUUCAGAACCGCGAGGCUCCUAUCCGUAAGAUUGAAGCCGGGCACUGGGAGAUCAAGUCGAUGGAUGGCCUGGCAAACCCCUAUUUUGCCGUGGCAGCCCUACUCGCUGGAGGGUACAUGGGUCUAGAAGCGAAGGCCCCUUUGACUGUGAAGGAGUGUGCCGUUGACGCAGCGUCCCUUACCGAUUCGCAACGCUCCGAGCUUGGGAUUACUGCCCACAUCCCGAAAUCCUUGGAAGAAAGUUUGAUCGCACUUGAGAAUAAUCAGAUCCUUCAGAAAAUGCUCGGGGCUAAAUUUGUUCGAAAUUAUACGCUCGUCAAACGGGCGGAAUCGGCUUUGUUGUCUGCCAUGUCGGAGGCAGAAAGGCGGCUGUGGAUUGUGGAGAGAUAUUAA